CCCACAUUCGUAUGUAGAUUUUAUGCACUCACAAUGUAAACAGUUUGUGGUAAACAAUAAUAAAUAUAUUGGCGGCUUGUCUGACCUGCAAUGAAAUGAGCAGAGUUAACGGCUGUUCCGUUCAGUUGUUAUCUAGCAUUUGUGGAGUACAGUAUAGAUGUAACGCUCUUGUAAUGGGUAUCCCACUAACAGAUUACAAGCCAGCGCGCUAUCCAACAAAUCUUUUACAAAAAGAUUGGUCCAAGCGUAAGCUGCACUAUGGCACCGAUCGCCUUGACUACAUAAAGAAAGUUCAUGAUGUUGAGGUGCUGCCAGAUGAUGUGUGGCUAGUGACAUUGCCGAAAUGUGGUACAACAUGGAUGCAGGAACUGUUGUGGCUGGUAAUGAAUAAUUUUGACUUUGAAACAGCCAAAAGGGAACACUUGGAACUACGCUCGCCAUAUAUGGAAUUUGAUUAUAUGAUCAACAAUGAUUUGGAAACUUGUUUUCGACCCAUUGAACAAUUGAGCCGGCCUCGCCUUAUUAAAACCCAUUUGAGUUUGCCACUACUGCCGCAUCAAAUUUGGGACAAGAAACCCAAGGUCGUUUAUGUGGCCCGCAACGUCAAAGAUGCCAUUGUCUCGGAAUAUUAUCAUGCACGCAAUGUUGGGGCUUUCGAUGACAAAACAUUGGACAACUAUGUUGUGGAGGAGAUUGAGGGCACUAAAUUGCAUGACCCCUUUUUACAUAUAACCGAAUUCUAUGCAUUGCGUCACGAACCUUGGCUAUUUUACACCAGUUUUGAAUGCAUGAAAAUGAAAUUGCGCCAGGUGAUAUUGGAUGUUUGUCAAUUUUUGAAUAAAACCAUCGACGAUGAAACAAUGAAGAAAAUGCUAAAACAUUUAUCCUUUGAGGAAAUGAAGAAUAAUCCCAAGACGAAUCAUAUUUGGGAAUUACAACAAGUUCGUGCCAAACAUGGUCUACAACCGGAAGGACAAGAGUUUAAUUUUAUACGCAAGGGCCAAAUGAAUGCCUAUAAACAGGAAUUGUCUCCGGAAGUGGUAAAUAAAGUAGACAAUUGGGUGGAGUGGAAUUUAAAAGAUCUCAAUGUGACAUUGGAUGAAUUGUUAUUAAUGGAUAAUGCCAAAGCUGAAUGAGUGAUAUAUUAAACGCUUUCAGAUUUUCAAAAAUAUAAGCAAAUAUACUUUGUAACAUUAUACACAUGUGUUCUUAUAUAUCUACAUUAAACUUAUGAAAUAAGAGAAAAUAA
Molecule: messenger RNA, 1249 nt
Organism: Musca domestica (house fly)
Lineage: Eukaryota; Metazoa; Arthropoda; Insecta; Diptera; Muscidae
Product: sulfotransferase 1E1
Exons: 4
Coding region: 96-1136 (346 amino acids)
Biological process (GO): sulfation
Cellular component (GO): cytoplasm
Molecular function (GO): sulfotransferase activity
Source: RefSeq, a predicted model, not a curated record